AUGGGGCGUGUGAAAUUGGAGAUAAAAAGAAUAGAGAAUACCACAAAUCGACAAGUUACAUUCUCAAAACGUAGAAAUGGUCUCAUCAAGAAAGCAUACGAGUUAUCCAUCCUUUGUGACAUUGAUAUUGCACUUAUCAUGUUCUCUCCCUCUGGUCGUCUCAACCAUUUCUCUGGCAAAAGGAGGAUUGAGGAUGUUUUCACACGUUACAUUAAUCUUCCUGAUCAAGAAAGAGAUAAUGCUGUAAAUUUUCCUGAGCCACACUAUGGCAGGGGAAUUCAGAACAAAGAGUAUUUGCUCCGGACCCUUCAACAAUUGAGGAAUGAGAAUGACAUAGCUCUUCAACUAGCCAAUCCGGGAGUCAUUAACUCUGAGAUUGAAGAACUCCAACAAGAAGUUAGUAGGCUACAUCAACAACUUCAACUGGCUGAAGACCAGAUAAGGGCAUAUGAACCCGAUCCAUUAAAGAUGACAUCUAUGGAGGAGCUGGAAUCAGGUGAAAAAAAUCUCGUGGAGACUUUGACUCGCGUCAUGCAAAGAAAGGAAUAUCUAUUGAGCAGCCAUUUGCCUACUUAUGAUCCAUCAACUAUUCAGGGGAUGGCAUCAACUUUUGAGAAUGUCGGAUGGUUGCAAAAUGGUACCCAAAACCACAACCAAAUAUUUGAUGCAUCUACUCCUUUGGAUCCACUCAGGGAUUUGCAAUCGUCAAUUUAUGAUCCAUUUCCACAAGGAACAAAUUCACAAAGCGAUACAAGAAACAUUGGAGAGUGUCACGUGACAAAUCAGAAUGACACGUGGCCUCAAGGAUACACGUUAUACUCUCAUAUGCAGCAUGAGAUGGUGGGACCUGACGUGUCGAAUAUGAUGACGACACAUGGACAAAUGAAUCUUCCAAUCACAGCCUCUAAUUUGCAACCAUCCAACAAUGAAGCCGGAGAAUAUGACUGUAUCUAUUUUUUUUUCAAUGACAAGAAUAGCUACAAGGAACUUUUAGAGAUUGCUGAGCAAGCAAAAAGACAUGCUGAGGUUGCAAGCAAGGCAUCUGAAGCGGUUGAGCAUCAUUACGUGAAUGCAAGUGAUCUCAACUUGUUGGAGGCACAUGAAGCUGAAGCGUCCUUAGCUGGAAGGGGUGCCUACACUCUUACGGUAGGACUCACCCUUAUUCAAACUGCUACCGCUAAAGUAGCAGGAAUUUACAGCAUCAUACACCAUUAUCCUAGUAUUUUCAAGGCUAUAUCUCCUCACUAUAUUUUCUAUUUCUUUUGGAGAAAUGGAAAAGCUGGUUGGCUUUUACUUGGUGGUACUGUCCUUUGCAUUACAGGGUGUAUGUGUUUGCUUGAUUCACUUGCUGCUCAAGGUGCACCUGAAAGGUGGAGAUUGGUGAGGGCUCAUGGUACUGCUGUGGGACUUCCUACAGAGAAUGACAUGGGCAACAGUGAAGUCGAUCACUUUGUUUAA
Molecule: messenger RNA, 1458 nt
Organism: Arachis stenosperma
Lineage: Eukaryota; Viridiplantae; Streptophyta; Magnoliopsida; Fabales; Fabaceae
Product: agamous-like MADS-box protein AGL104
Exons: 16
Coding region: 1-1458 (485 amino acids)
Biological process (GO): potassium ion transmembrane transport; positive regulation of transcription by RNA polymerase II
Cellular component (GO): membrane
Molecular function (GO): potassium ion transmembrane transporter activity; DNA-binding transcription factor activity, RNA polymerase II-specific; protein dimerization activity
Source: RefSeq, a predicted model, not a curated record